Molecule: messenger RNA, 582 nt
Organism: Dromiciops gliroides (monito del monte)
Lineage: Eukaryota; Metazoa; Chordata; Mammalia; Microbiotheria; Microbiotheriidae
Product: galectin-1-like
Exons: 4
Coding region: 157-564 (135 amino acids)
Molecular function (GO): carbohydrate binding
Source: RefSeq, a predicted model, not a curated record
UGUCCCGGUGCGGACUCUGAGGAAGCCCUGCGUCUGGCCGCCUAUUUGAAGGGCCCUACAUCUCCCUGACUUACCAUCUCUGGUUGGAGUUGGACGUUAUCCUCCGGGGUCUCAGCGCAGCCAGGAGACUCUCAGGAGCAUUUCUUAUCCUCCGUCAUGGCCAAGGCAGUGUGUUGCGGAGAAUUGAACCUGACACCUGGAACAAGCAUAACAAUAAUAGGAAGGAUAAUACAUCAUAGGAACUAUUUCAGAAUAGAUAUGGGCAAAGAUGGCCAUAACCUUGCCCUGCACUUAAGCUUCCGCUUUGGCUAUCCUUUUGAUCGACAUGUUAUUGCCUGGAACACCAUGGAGAAUUGGAAGUGGGGCCACGAACAAAGGGACUCACAUUUCCCCUUUGAUGGAAGAACCAUAGUGGAGAUUUCCAUAUUGUAUGAAGAGGAUUCCUUUACAGUGACACUGCCUGAUGGCCAUAAGCUGAAGUUCCCAAAUCGCACUAAAGCAACCAAACUCGACUACUUGGAAAUUACUGGUGACAUCCAUGUCUCAAAACUGGCUUUCGCCUGAGCCCUUCCAUCAAGGCAU